This is a messenger RNA of Sus scrofa (pig), 407 nucleotides long. RefSeq names its product stefin A8. The record is from RefSeq and is marked provisional. Gene Ontology annotation, cellular component: cytosol. Lineage: Eukaryota; Metazoa; Chordata; Mammalia; Artiodactyla; Suidae. Gene Ontology annotation, molecular function: cysteine-type endopeptidase inhibitor activity.
GCCUCCUGCCCAGAGAAGAUGGAAUCAGAGGAAAUGUUGGCUGGAGGCUUAACUGAACCCAGACCUGCCACUCCAGAAAUCCAGGAGAUUGCCAACAAGGUUAAACCACAGCUUGAAGAAAAAACAAAAAAAACUUACGAAAAAUUUGAAGCUAUUAUUUACAGAUCUCAAGUGGUUGCUGGAACAAAUUACUACAUCAAGGUUCAUGUAGGUGGUAAUAGCUACGUUCACAUAAUAGUAUUUCAAAAUCUUCCUCAACUAAAUGAGCCUUUGAAACUUAUUGGCUACCAAGUUGACAAAACCAAGGAUGAUGAGCUGACCGGCUUUUAGCAGCAUGAUCUGGAAGCAGCUGAUUCUUCCCACUGGCUCUUGAGUAAUGAUCCCUGCAAAUAAAUGCAACUAUCAAU